CUGUGGCGCAGUGGCGCAGUAGUAGUUCUGCUUCCGCCGUCCAAAUCAUUGUGGAGCUGUGCUCCGAGGCUAUCAACAAUGAUAUUUAUACUUCUUUUAAUUUAUUGUUCGUCCUUAGGUACCGGUUUUGAGAUGAAGUCUAUUUAUUGUUCAAUUUCUGACAGCUGCGACUGUGACUUCAAACCAGACAUAAAAGGUUUAGAGUGGGACCUUUAUAAAAAUCUUUAUGGUCAACAUAUGGCUCAGGAUAUCAUCUCGGAAGCAGUGGUGAAGUUUUUACAGAAUGAGAGCCCCGACAGACCGCUAGUGCUGUCAUUCCAUGGAGCAUCUGGGACUGGAAAAAGUCUGGUCAGCUCUAUGAUGGGACGACACAUCUACGGAACAGCUAUGGGCAGCCCAUACAUCCAUCAGUUUGUUCCCACUUUACACUUUCCUUUAGCUGACAGGGUGCAACAAUACAGGUCAGAUCUAAAACGCUGGGUCGAGGGAAACCUCACAGCUUGUGCUCGCUCAAUCUUCAUCUUUGAUGAGAUGGAGAAAAUGCCUCCUGGUGUGAUCGAUGUUUUAGAACCGCAUUUAGGCCCCUUUCAUGUUCUGUUCCAGACGAACUACCGUAAGGCGAUUUAUGUAUUUAUCAGUACUGUAGGUCAGGAGGUAAUUAACAAAGUUGCGCUGGAGAGCCGUCAGGCAGGUAGAGAUCGAGAGGACAUUCUUCCUAAAGAGCUGGAGGACAGUAUUGCUGAUGCAGUGUACAACAACAAGAACAGUGGCUUCUACCACUCCAGAAUAAUUACAGAAAAGCUUAUCACUCGUUUUGUGCCUUUUCUUCCCUUGCUGCGGCGCCACGUGGAGCGCUGUGCCCAGCGGGAGCUCUGCCAGCGUGGGGAGUGUCAGCGUGCAGAUGUGACUUCGUUGGUAGGGGGCGCCAUGACUUACACACCAAAUGAUGGACAAUACUUCUCCAGCACUGGCUGCAAAUUAGUACCGGCAAAAGUUAACCUGUUCCUUUGAGGGUAAGAGUAAAAUCCCUUAAGGAUCUUAACAGCAACUGGGAGCUCUUUGGGUGAAGGAACUACAGAGUAAACCUGCCUGAAUUUGGAAUUUGGGGACGUUUGUAUGUUUCAUCCAUAUGGAUGAGUUCUGAUGAAGAAUGAGCAGGAUGCAAUAAAUAUUGCUAGCUCUGGUUUGCUGGUUUUAAUCAAGCAGGAAUAAUUAGCCUGUUGCUAUUUAAUAAAAAGGGCAGAUUCACAGAGCCAACCUCAGUUCUCUGGGCCACUGAAACAACCUACAACAUUCUCAGUUUCAGUGUGCAAAUAACUACAAAUCUCAGAACUUUAAUUAUAAUUUAUUUUAUUAUGGGAAAUUCAUUUGAAAAUGGAACUAAGUGCUGUAUUUUUUUAUGCCGCCCACAGGGUGGCAGCAGUGCCUACUUGAAGUAAGUUUUUUUUUAUCGUGUAAAUGAUGUAUAAUAGCUUUCAUUUAGUAUUUAAAUAGUUGCUUUUUUUUAAACCAGACAAGUCAGUAAGUUUCUGCAGAUCUUUCAGUACAAUGUAAAUAAAGAUGUCUUAAAGCAACGGUUGACACAAAAUUGUAAUUCUGUCAUCAUGUGCUCACCCUCACGUCAUUCCAAACGAAAAAGAAGAUAUUUUGAAAAGUGCCUUUUUUGUUACCAAAAUUCUUAAUAUUUCAGCAUUAAUCCAUACAGGUUUGGAACAACAUGAUGAGAGAGAGUGAAUGAUGUUAAUAUAUAAUUUUCAUAAUUUUCACUUUUGAGUGAACCUUAGGAAAAUAGAAUAUUUCAUGGUACCACAUCAAAGUUAAGAAAUAUUUUAAUACAUAAUUCUGUUUUCUUUUCUUAAUGCUAUAUUCUUACCUUUUUUUUUCCUUCCUAUAUAAACUCUAAAAUGGUUAGAACAAACAUUCAGUUCCUUUAUGUAAUUUAAAACACUAAAGGGAAUCUAAAGGAUAAUUUAUGCUUGAAGUGCCCUGAUAAUGUAAAUAACGUUUUAAAGGUCAAACCAUUUUCUUAAUGCAUUUUCGAUUCAUUGAUCAGCCAUAUCCAUCUGUAUUGUUUUUUUUUUUUUUAAAUGUACAGUAAUUCAAAAUGAAAUGGUGCUUUUCAUAACUGUGCAUCAAAGGCAUGACAAUAAAAUCAAGUUUUUGUGAAAAAUCA
Molecule: messenger RNA, 2173 nt
Organism: Carassius gibelio (silver crucian carp)
Lineage: Eukaryota; Metazoa; Chordata; Actinopteri; Cypriniformes; Cyprinidae
Product: torsin-2A-like
Exons: 5
Coding region: 79-1011 (310 amino acids)
Cellular component (GO): endoplasmic reticulum; endoplasmic reticulum lumen; nuclear envelope
Molecular function (GO): ATP hydrolysis activity; ATP binding
Source: RefSeq, a predicted model, not a curated record